This is a messenger RNA of Ostreococcus lucimarinus CCE9901, 3468 nucleotides long. RefSeq lists its product with no specific name. The annotation marks the transcript as partial. Gene Ontology annotation, molecular function: ATP binding; DNA binding; ATP-dependent chromatin remodeler activity. Gene Ontology annotation, cellular component: nucleus. The transcript has a single exon. Lineage: Eukaryota; Viridiplantae; Chlorophyta; Mamiellophyceae; Mamiellales; Bathycoccaceae. Gene Ontology annotation, biological process: positive regulation of transcription by RNA polymerase II. The record is from RefSeq and is a predicted model, not a curated record.
AUGGAUGCCGCCGAACGCGGCGCGAUCGCGUCGAUGCCUCACGACGAUGCGCCGACGACGACCGCCGGAACGACGGAGCUGUUCGGCAAGAUUGACGGCGAGACCGUGCGGUUCCUCGUCCAGAGCUCGUUCGCGGGCGAUCAGCUCGAUGAGUUGAAGCGGCAAAUAGCGAUGUUGCGCAGGCUGCGCGCGGGCGAUCGGUUCGUGCUGCCGGGUCAAGGGACGCCGCGCGCGACGAAGGAGCGCGUUUUUGGCUUGUUGGACUUGGGGUGCGGGGCGGAGUUGCGCCUGAGCGAUGCGACGAAGACGUACUUCACGCACGCCGAGUGGAUGUACUCGUAUAGAGAAUUACCGCUGUUUUCUCAACUUUCGGAUGAAAGGUCGACCGAUGCGGCCAAGGCGAAGUUUGCGAGGAAGCGCGACGGUGACGGUCGAGCCGAGUUGAAUCUAGCCGACGUGAAUAGAUUGGCGACGAAACCGGUGGAGAUUUUAGAACGCGAGGGGAAGAGGUUGUUGGAACACGCACAUUUGCGAGAAAUCGAACGGCUGCGAGAGGAAGCAGAUGCUUUGAAUGAGAUGGACGACGACGGACAACGGCUCGCCUUGGAAAAUCGCAUCAAACAGCUUGAGUUGGUGAGGGUUCAACAGCGAGUAAGAAAUGAGCUCGUGUUUGCGCAACAGGAGAUAAUGCAGAUGCCGGAGCGAGCGUAUAAGAAGAUGGUCAAGGACAACAUCAAAAUACUCGCUGAGAAGAAGAAGAAGGCUGAGAAGAAGGAGAAGCAAGAACAGACAGCGUUCUAUCGCAGUGUGCUAGCAAUGCGUAAACGUAUCAACGAAGAGUCGAACAACGCUCGCGAUGAGCGCUUAGCAAGAAACAAAGCUGUGCUGAAAAUGCACGAAAAGUUGAACCGCGAAUUCAUGCGAAAGGCUCGCGAUGAAAAUUCAGAACGUUUGUUGCGCCUGGAAGCGUUAAAGGCGAACGAUUUAGCCGCAUAUCGCGAGUUACUCGCAGAGGCGAGAGGUCGCGAGACUGAUAUGACAGCUGAAGGCGAGGGUGACAAAUAUGAAGCUUUGACUUCGUUCUUAAACGCAACUGAAUCGUACUUAACCAAGCUUGGAGGGAAAAUUGCCGCGGUGAAGAUUGAGCAAGCGCGUUCAGAAGCCGCCGCCGCCGCCGCAUCAGAGGCCGAGGCCAAAGGUCUUACUGAGGAAGAAGUCAAAGUCGUCGCGGAAGAAGCGGCAAACAGUGCAGCUAUUGAUCAUGGUGAAGCCAUUUUAGACGGUGCUGCGGAUGGUGGAGACACGAAGGAGCGAUACUAUGCCAUGGCGCAUAGUACGCAAGAAAUCAUCACACAUCAACCGCGCAUGUUGACCUUUGGAAAACUUCGCGAUUAUCAGCUCGUGUCCCUGCAAUGGAUGAUUUCGCUGUAUAACAAUAAGUUAAAUGGUAUUUUAGCUGAUGAAAUGGGUCUCGGGAAAACAGUUCAGGUGUGUGCGUUGAUUGCUUACUUGUUCGAAAGCAAGCAAAACUUUGGACCGCAUCUCAUCAUCGUACCAAACGCCGUGAUUGUGAACUGGAAAGCCGAAAUCAGGCGAUGGUUGCCGAAACUAUCCACCGUGUUUUACGUCGGCUCAAAGGAUGCGCGCGCUAAAAUUUUCCAGCAACAAGUUUUGCAGCUCAAGUUCAACGUCCUCGUCACUUCUUACGAGUUCAUCAUGCGAGAUCGAUCCAAGUUGAGCAAAGUGGCAUGGAAGUACAUCAUCAUCGACGAAGCGCAUCGGCUGAAGGAUCGCGAAGGUCGCUUGAGUCGGGAUUUGGAUAAAUUUAGAGCGCAACGUCGCUUACUUCUCACCGGUACUCCGUUACAAAACGAGUUGUCCGAGCUUUGGUCUCUCCUAAACUUGCUCUUACCUGAGGUGUUCGACUCGUCAAAAGUGUUUCAAGAAUGGUUUGGAGGGAACUCGAAGGUUAGUAACGACGCCGACGGCGAAGAUUGGAUCGAGAGAGAAAAGAAGGUUAUCGUCAUUAGUCGUUUGCAUCAGAUUCUUGAGCCUUUCAUGCUGAGACGAUUAGUGCAAGAUGUUGAGAGCAAGCUUCCGCCUCGCGUCACCGUCAUCGUCCACUGUCCGUUCAGCGCCUUUCAGUCAGCUUGUUACGACUGGAUUCGUAAAACGGCCUCCAUUCGCGUUGAACCAGGAACUAGAAUAGGACUGGCGGCACAGCAAAACUUCCGUGGGUACUUGCCACUCCAAAACAGGGCGAUGGAACUCCGCAAGCUCUGCAAUCAUCCGUCGCUGAGUUACCCUCCUGAAAAGGGUGGAGAUUUCCGAGGUCCGAACCUUGUGCGCGCGGGCGGUAAGUUUUGGAUAUUGGAUCGAUUGCUCGUGAAGUUGCAACGCUCAGGGCAUCGAGUGUUGUUAUUCUGUACUAUGACAAAGCUCCUUGACUUGUUGGAAAACUACUUACAGUGGAGAUGGACCACUCCGGAUGGUCAAGACUUGAAGUAUUGUCGCAUCGAUGGAAACACUUCAUUGGAGCAGCGCGAGAUUGCUAUUAACGAUUUCAACGCACCUCACAGCGAUAAGUUUAUCUUCUUGCUCUCUAUCAGAGCCGCUGGUCGUGGUUUGAAUCUUCAGACGGCGGAUACCGUGGUAGUGUACGAUCCAGAUCCAAACCCGAAAAAUGAAGAACAAGCCAUCGCACGAGCGCAUCGCAUCGGCCAAACGCGAGAAGUGCGUGUGAUCCACUUUGAAGCAGUCGACGAUGACAUCGUGCAGAAAAAGAAGGGAAGCAAGAAGGAAGAAGUUGGUUGGGGCGGUCCAAAUAGAAGCUACUGCGAAUCCCUCGAGUCGUCCGUUCGCAACGUCAUUCAAAAACAAAAGAUUGAAAUGGCUGCUGAAAUUGUUGAUGCCGGUAGAUUUGAUGGUCAGACGACGCAUGCCGAACGACGGGAAACUCUCGAAAACCUUCUUCAGCAGCAAGCAAAUGGCACGCGAACAGGCGUAAGCGUGCCUCCGUUAAAAGAACUUAACGGCAAGAUCGCUCGCUCUCAAGAAGAAUGGGACUUGUUCAACCGUUUGGACGAAGAGCUCGAUUGGCCAGGCGCUUUGCUGAGCUCGGCAGAGUGUCCGUCGUGGAUCAAGUACACGCAAGACGAAAUCGAUCAAGCUGUUUUUGCAAACACUAAAGUUGGACAGUCGAGUGUUACGCAGUUCAACGAGAACAUGGGUAGAGGCGCUCGGUCGACAAACAACUUGAACGCGAGCGGAUCGGCGGUGUGGACCCACGCCGACAGACAAGAGGGUGACUUUAUCGAUAGAACUGGCAUAGCCGACGACGAUGGCGAUGAAGAUGAAGAGAGUGAUGACGUAGCCGUACGGGAGGACUCCAUAGAAGAUAUUGGAGAUAUUGAUAUCGAUGAUAUCGAAGACGCUGAAGAUGACGACGACACCACGACUUUGAAUACG